This is a messenger RNA of Oryzias melastigma (Indian medaka), 4083 nucleotides long. It is a transcript of the gene ccdc82, whose product is annotated as coiled-coil domain containing 82. The transcript has 2 exons. The record is from RefSeq and is a predicted model, not a curated record. Bases 363 to 1070 code for a protein of 235 amino acids. Lineage: Eukaryota; Metazoa; Chordata; Actinopteri; Beloniformes; Adrianichthyidae.
GAGCAGCUCAGCGUGCAGAGGGGAACUGCAGUGUUCGCUCUCCGGCGCAGCGGGGCGCUAUAACAACACCACACGGGUUCACCGAGACGAGAAGAAGCAGGGCUACAAUAACACAAGAGCAGGGAUAGCUGCGCUUUAGGAAAUGAGCCAAACCGGCCUUUAAGAACCCUAAACCCCGGGAGAGUGGUGUGGAGGAGCCGCGCGGACACCACCGCAGAGUUCACGUGCCGGCGCCAUGUCCGUCAGAAGAGCCGCCGCGGGGGCGCGUGCACACUAAACGUUAGCUUCUCACUCUGUCAGCUUUCCUCCCUAAUCCUCCCGUUUUUGUUUAAUGUCACUGGCCUCCAACUCCGCGUGCAGACAUGGAGAGUUUGUACAAGCGAAAAAUGUUCGCGUCCAUGCGGAAAACGAAGGUGGCUGCCUCGAAGAAGCGCCAGAUCGGCCUGCCCGCCUCGAUCCUGGACGACAGUGACGAAGGCUCCUUCUCGUCCUCCUCCUCCUCCGGGUCCCAGUCCGACUUCCAGAGCUCCCCGGAGGAGGACAGCGAGCAGCAGGAGGACCGGGACUGGAGCGACUCCGGAGCGUCGUCCAGCGACGACAGCCGCUCCGUGGCCCGCAGAAAGCGCUCCUUCCUGGGGGGCGACGACAGCUCCUCUUCGUCCAGCCCCGGCGAAGAGGACGACGAUGAGGACGACGAUGAGAAGAGGAAAGACAGCAGUAGUCCGAAGCGGAUGGUGCAGCCCCGGAAGCGCAGCAGGCUGCAGCGGCAGGACGAGUCAGACUCGGACCAGGCGGAGGAGAAGAGGAAAGAGGAGGCGGACAAAGCCAAGAGGAGGCAGAGACACAACAAGCUGCUGGCGCUGUCCAGGAGGAUGAAGGCCCGGGUCCCCAACCGGAGGAGGGGGCGCCUCAAGCAGAGUGCCGGUGACGAGGACGAAUCCAAGGAAGCUGAAGAUGAAGCUCCUCGCGAUGAAGAUAAAGAAGAAGAAGACGACAAGACAGAGACUAAAGGAAGCGAGGAGAGCGAGAAGAAGGAGGAGGAAGAGCAGGAAGAGGAGGAGAAGGAGUAGGUCUGAGACUGCCGAGUUUAAACUCUACAGAAACGUCUGCAGAUGACAGCCAGCCGUGGAGGUGCACACUUCUCUGUGGUGGACUGGGAAACCAAAGCAGUGCUGGUUUGAGGAACAGGCUGGCAUCCAUCGUGGAACCGCGUCUUCAUGUGAGGAUUCUUAGUGCUGCAGAUACGCCACUAAAAUAUCUCACACAUAUGCUUAUUUUUUUAUCAUAAACCCCUAGAGGAAUAUUUUCUCAUUAUUCUCAAAGUGUUCGUGAAACUGAGAGCUACUGAAGCUGAAGUUUGACUUUAAACCAACUUCUGAUGGAGAGCCGGUUCAUCAGCAGGGAUGCAGCUCUGGGGGUCAGUGGGGUCACGAGACCAGAGACCGCUGCUGCUGAGUGCAGCUGGGUCACCUGAAGAAACCCAAGUGUCUGGACUUUGUCAGCUUAUGCUGACCCUCUCUCCUCGAUACCACGAUUAAAAGGAGAAAGGCUACAGAGCAUUGCUAUGAGAAACAGCAGUUACUUCUGAUGUGACGAGGCUUGAUCUAUUGCACACAUUCUUACCGCAAACUCUACUGAGUCCUACAGUAUUUUAGAAACCCUUACAACCCCCUACUGAUGUACUCCAAUGAAACGUUUCUGCACUUUCCUGAACUUCUAACUACAGGUUAAAUGUUGCAACACUAAUUGGGUUUUCUCUACAUGCAUGAGACAAAAUUGAUUACUCGUUUUCAAGCAGCUCUCUCUCUCUAAAGGCUUUUUGCGUUUCCACAAUGUGAUCUUAUUUUAAUGAUCUCCAGGUUUUGAGAAACAGAUUAAAAAUAUCUGUCAUUUCAAGUUAAUCUCAGAAUCCUGAGGGGCAAGUGAAGUAUAGUUUAAUUUUGUUGAGAGAUUGUUGACAUUUGUCUGACUCUGUGCUUCCUUUUGUAACAGCAGAAUAUACUUUUCCCUUAUAGAAAGUUCAGUUUUGACGAACAGACUGUGAAGUUGGAGAGCAGUGAGUACUUUUGUUCUUAUUACCUUAAACUAGGGAUGUCCCGAUCCGAUCAUGUGAUCAGAAAUCGGGCUCGAUCAUGUGGUUGAUGACUCGAUCAAUAUCGGAUGUCUUCCCCUGAUCAGUAUCGGAUAUUUAAUUUAUUCUUGUUAUGAUCAGCGCUUUAUAUUUAAAGUUUUUUUCUUUAUAAAUACUCCACUAGAAGUCUACAUGUUAUGAACAGAUCACAAAAAGUCAUUGCUGUAAAACGCAGCAGAAUACAGCAGCAGUUUAAACAGGAGGCUAACAUAAACAUUUGAAUCACGGUAGCUACGUCACAGAUUCAGACUUCUGGGAUCAAAAACUCUUUUAAAAACGCUUUAAAAUGACAGCAAGUGUCUCUAUUGGUUUGUCUUAACGCAAACAGCAACCUAUAAAGGUAUUUCAACAGAAAAUUAGAGUUUUUGUUCGGUAUCGGCAAAUACACAAAAUCCAAUGAAUCGGAUCGGGCCCAAAAUAACCUGAUCGGGACAUCCCUAAUUUAAACCACAAAAGAGAGAAAAAGAAUGUAGUGUACAUUUGUAUCUCCCUGUUACCAUGCAAGAAGUUGCAGCUCCACAUUACAGCUCCUGACUUGUAAACAAACAAGGCCCUAAAGAUUAAAGCUUGUCCCAAAAUGGAAGAUGACCGCCAAGUCUGAUUCAAAUAAGAAAGUAUAGUGUAUAUUUUCAAUGUGUAAUGACAAAAAAAAGAAAAGUAAAUCAGUGUUCACUGUUCUGUUAUCCUAAAGACCAACCAUCAGGACAGAGGAUCUAAGGUUUUGAGGUUGAAAUGAGAGACUCCUGGUUUAAAUGGAAGCAGCAUCAGAGAAGCUGACUGAGUGUUGAGUUUUGUCAACACUAAGUAUGUCUUAUAGUUUGGUUUUUAAGCUUGUAGAGGCUGAGCAGAACUGGGUCAAACCCAGAAUGCUUUGGAAUAACAUCAACAACUCUGAUGGGAUUAAUGUAGCUGGAUUGUUAGGAUCCUCAGACUCUAUCCAUAGUCCAAAGGAAAAGUAAGUGAACCCCUGCUGAGCAACAAGUCUCUGAAUUAUCAUGUUGACUUCCAUUUUUAAUACACAGCAAAUACAACAAAAAUUCACAACUUUCUAAUAACGUUUAUUCUUCGUUUUGUAAAAAUAAUACAAGAAUGAUAAAAUGUUGGCAUUUUUUCAGCCUCCAUCUGAGCAGAUGUAGUUUGCUUUUCUGUCUCCAGCAGGUUGGAGUAACAGUGGAAGCACUUUUUAAUCUGCUAGGAUCAAGCAGGGCUUUGGAAAUCUUUGGAAACACAGACAGCAAGAACAGCUCCUGACAUCCUGUCCAUAAACAGUUAAAGAUCUAGAAGUUUAAAGUUCAGCCGCAUCAAAACAGCACCAAGUUGUCCUUUUCCUAAUAGAACUGUGAGACGUUGGUGCAAAUGCUCAAGAGGACUUUGUAAUGUUCUGUACAUUAGCAGCUCGUUCCUCAGAGGAAACUUCAUUUCUUGUUUUAUUCAGGUUUAUUGUAAGGUAAUGGAAAUGGUUGAUCUUAAAGCUGCAAACUGAUCCAAGUUUAGUCUCCAGUGCAAAUAAGGAUCAUUCUUUCAUUGUUGUUUUUCUUGGAAGGAGUUGCAUUUAUUUUACUGUGUUGUGAAUAAAUAUACAGUGAUUACUCUUAGAACUAUUUGGAGUAGCUGACCUCAGUAUCUGCUUUUACUGUUCAAAUCACAGUGAUGCUCUUGUGUCUCCACAGGGACAAUUAUAUCCUAAAUCUGAACUUUAUGGUUUUGUAUUUUUUCAAUAUUAUUGUCUGUAUUCAUAACGACUGUAGAGGAGUGGCUGACAUUAAUAAGUCAGGUUCUUUGACAGUUUUAGAGCUGUGUGGCCUUUUCUUUUUCAACAAAAGCUGUGUAUAUACAGUACAUAUGUACAUACAUAACUUUCAUUCAUUAGUGUUGUGCACCUCAUGGUUUUCAGUGUGUUUCUGCUCUGUGGCUGCAGACCAACCUGUUGUAUUAAACUCCUGGUUUAUUGA